CCCGCCCGCUCGCCUUUUUUCCCUUCCACGAACCGCGCGCGCGCGCAUUUGCUCUAGAGGGUGCUUGGAGUCUUCAUCGGCACUAAAGCUUCGUCGACGCGCAUCUCAACUUUUGGGGUCAAAAGAUGGCGGAGAAAGCGCCUUCGUCGGGUGCGGACUCGAUCACCCCUCAGUCUCCCAACAUGGCCGACUUGGAGAAGCAGCGGAGCACCCCUCCGGGUGACAAGCACGCGCCGUAUCUCGACCCGUCGGUCAUGGAGGAAGACUAUGAAGGCAAGCCGACCGAGGAGGAGCUGGCAACCCUGCGCCGUGUGCCCGGCAAAAUCCCCAUUAUCGCCUACCUCAUCUGUGUCGUCGAGUUCUGCGAGCGAGCCUCGUAUUACGGCGUCCAGCCUCUAAUCAGCAACUACGUCAACCGGCCGCUUCCCGAGGGCGGUAACGGCUGGGGCGCACCCCCUCGUGGGAGCCAGGCUACCGGUGGUGCUCUCGGCAUGGGCACCGUCGUCGCCAAUGCUGUAACGCAGUCCUUCAGCAUGCUUGCCUAUGCACUUCCUCUCGUGUUCGGCUGGCUCGCUGACGCGAAGACGGGCCGCUUCCCGCUCAUUUGCUGGGGCGUCGCUGUAUUCGGCGUUGCCCACGUUCUCAUGGUCGCCGCCGGCGCAAAGGACCUGCUGGCGAAUGGGAACGCGAAGGCUCCAUACUUCCUCUCGGUUUAUAUUCUGUCUGUGGGCGCUGCCAUGUUCAAGCCGAACGUCUCGCCUCUUCUGCUUGAUCAGGUCACAACCACCGUUCCCAAGGUUAUCACGCUCAAGUCUGGCGAGAGAGUCAUUGAAGACCCCGAGUCGACCACGGAGCGGGUUAUGCUCUGGUUCUACCUCAUGAUCAACAUUGGUGGUUUCAUGGGUGUCGCUACGGCGUACUCGGAAAAAUAUGUCGGCUGGUGGCUCGCUUUCCUCAUUCCGCUCAUCCUUUACCUUCCCCUGCCGCUGCUACUCUGGUUCCUCCACAAGCGCCUUGUCCUCCAUCCUCCCGGUGGCAGUGAUCUACCCAACGUCUUCAGAGUUCUUGGUAUCUGCUUCCGCCGCGGAGGUAUCAAGAGAAUCGGUCGCCACGGCUUCUGGGAUCUUGCCAAGCCGUCUAACAUUGCCGCUGCCGGCCUCAGCGGCAAGUUCAAGACCCAGUGGAACGACGAGUUCGUUGACGAUGUUCGCCGGACUUUCCAAGCGACGGGCAUCUUCUGCUUCUUCCCGAUCCAGUAUCUGAAUGACAACGGCAUUGGCGCCGCGGCCAGCUUCUUGUCGACCAUGCUCGAGACCAACGGCGUGCCUAACGACGUCAUCUCCAACUUCAAUUCUCUGAGCAUUAUUGCCUGUGCGCCCAUUCUCAACUACGGCCUGUACCCGCUUUUGCGCAGGUUCAAUAUUCACUAUGGACCCAUAUCGCGCAUGACCACCGGCCUGGCCAUGUCCACCCUCGGUGGCGUGGGUUACACUCUGCUGAACCACUUUGCGUACCAGAAGUCUCCCUGCGGGGAAUACGGCUCGAGUGACUGCAGGAUUGGCACUGGUGUCGCUCCCAUCAGCAUUUGGUGGAUGGCCAUUCCUUUUGCCAUUGGCGGCAUCUCGGAGCUGUUUGUCAACGUCCCAGCCUACGGUAUCGCUUACUCGCGUGCACCCGUCAACAUGCGAGGCCUUGUUUCAGCUCUUAACCUUUUCAACACGGCUGUCGCUUAUGCUAUUGGCCUGGCUUGCUCGAGUGUCAUUACGGACCCGUAUCUUACUUGGGACUUUGGAGGUACUGCUAUUGCCGGUGGAAUUCUGACCGUUCUCUUUUACUUCACCUUCCGCCACAUCGACGAUGAAGAGUAUGUCUUGAGCAAGAACCAGCCCGACACCGAUUACCACCUGGAAAUGGAGGGCACCCGUAACGUCGUUGGCGAGAACUCGCUCAACAAGAGCAUCAACAGACCGGCGCCAAUCGCGGAGAACGAGGAAAUGAUGAUCUCGCAGAAGCAGUGAGAGAAUUGAUUCGAUAGGGCAACGGACGGAGUUUGGCGUUUCUAACUUGCUCGGCAACGGGUUGUCUGGCGAACAAGGGGAGAGCUGGUGUUGAUAAUGCCUAGGGAUAUUAGCCUUGUCAGUUGUAUCACACCUUAGUUGAUUUGAUGGAAUUCGCAUCAGGCUGUC
Molecule: messenger RNA, 2186 nt
Organism: Thermothelomyces thermophilus ATCC 42464
Lineage: Eukaryota; Fungi; Ascomycota; Sordariomycetes; Sordariales; Chaetomiaceae
Product: general substrate transporter
Exons: 4
Coding region: 126-2018 (630 amino acids)
Biological process (GO): transmembrane transport
Cellular component (GO): membrane
Molecular function (GO): dipeptide transmembrane transporter activity
Source: RefSeq, a predicted model, not a curated record